Varanus komodoensis (Komodo dragon) is the source of this 2703-nucleotide messenger RNA. It is a transcript of the gene GRM6, whose product is annotated as glutamate metabotropic receptor 6. The coding region runs from base 1 to 2703 and encodes 900 amino acids. Gene Ontology annotation, biological process: regulation of synaptic transmission, glutamatergic; G protein-coupled glutamate receptor signaling pathway. Gene Ontology annotation, cellular component: membrane. Lineage: Eukaryota; Metazoa; Chordata; Lepidosauria; Squamata; Varanidae. The record is from RefSeq and is a predicted model, not a curated record. Gene Ontology annotation, molecular function: adenylate cyclase inhibiting G protein-coupled glutamate receptor activity. The transcript is spliced from 10 exons.
AUGGACCCAGCCCACUUCCCACGACUCUGCUUGUGGUCACUGUGGGCCUUGGUGUCCAGCCCCCACUGGGCUUGUGGCCAAGCAGCAACCCAGCCACACUCGAUCAAGAUAGAAGGGGACAUCACCCUGGGGGGGCUGUUCCCUGUGCAUGCCCGCGGCCCAGCUGGAGUGCCAUGUGGGGAAGUGAAGAAGGAGAAGGGAAUCCACCGGAUGGAGGCCAUGCUUUAUGCGCUGGACCAGAUCAACAGCGACCCUGACCUGCUGCCUAACAUGACGCUGGGCGCCCGCAUCCUGGACACUUGCUCUCGUGACACCUACGCCUUGGAGCAGUCGCUGACUUUUGUCCAGGCACUGAUCCAGAAGGACACUUCCGACGUACGCUGCUCCAACGGCGAGCCCCCCAUCAUAGCCAAGCCUGAGCGGGUGGUGGCCGUCAUUGGGGCCUCGGCCAGCUCUGUCUCCAUCAUGGUGGCCAAUGUGCUCCGGCUGUUUGCUAUCCCCCAGAUCAGCUACGCCUCCACAGCUCCUGAGCUCAGCGACAGCAACCGCUACGACUAUUUCUCACGUGUGGUCCCUCCUGACUCCUACCAGGCCCAAGCCAUGGUGGACAUUGUCAAAGCGCUGGGCUGGAAUUAUGUCUCCACACUGGCCUCCGAAGGCAACUACGGCGAGAGCGGUGUCGAUGCCUUUGUGCAGAUCUCCCGCGAGGCUGGUGGAGUCUGCAUUGCCCAGUCCAUCAAGAUCCCUCGAGAACCCAAACCUGGUGAGUUUGACAAACUGAUCAAGAGGUUGAUGGAAACCCCCAACGCUCGCGGCAUUAUCAUCUUUGCCAACGAGGAUGACAUAAAGCGAGUGCUGGAAGCAGCACGCAACGCCAACCUGACGGGGCAGUUCCUGUGGGUAGGUUCGGACAGCUGGGGGGCCAAGAUCUCCCCCAUUUUGAAGCAAGAGGAGGUGGCCGAAGGAGCUGUGACCAUCUUACCCAAAAGGGCCUCUAUUGAAGGUUUCGACCAAUACUUCACCACGCGCUCCCUGGAGAACAAUCGGCGCAACAUCUGGUUCGCUGAGUUCUGGGAAGAGGAUUUCAAAUGUAAACUCACCCGCCCGGGAUUGAAGCCUGAUGAGAUGGCGCGGAAAUGUACCGGGGACGAGAGGAUCGGUCGUGAUUCAACCUAUGAGCAGGAGGGGAAAGUGCAGUUUGUGAUUGACGCAGUCUAUGCCAUGGCCCAUGCCUUGCAUAACAUGCACUUGGAGCUCUGCCCCGGCCACAUCGGCGUGUGCGACAAGAUGGACCCCAUUCAUGGGCGUACCCUACUGCGCUACAUCCUGGCCGUCAACUUCAACGGCAGUGCUGGAACGCCGGUGAUGUUCAAUGAGAAUGGAGAUGCCCCUGGCCGCUAUGACAUUUUCCAGUAUCAGCUGACCAACACCACGGCCCCCGGGUACAAGGCCAUCGGGCAGUGGACUGAAUACCUGCGUCUGAACAUGGAGGACAUGCAGUGGUCGGGCGGCCAAAAGGACAUCCCCUCUUCGGUGUGCAGUCUCCCAUGCAACCCAGGAGAGAGGAAGAAGAUGGUGAAGGGGGUGCCGUGUUGCUGGCACUGUGAGCUGUGCGACGGCUACCAGUACCAGCUGGAUGAGUUCACCUGUGAGAUGUGCCCCUUCGAUAUGCGGCCCAACCACAACCGCACUGCCUGCCGCCCCACACCCAUUGUCAAGCUGGAGUGGAGCUCCCCCUGGGCUGUGCUGCCCAUCUUCCUGGCCAUCCUGGGCAUCCUGGGCACCACCUUCAUUGUUAUCACCUUCAUCCGGUUCAACAACACGCCCAUUGUCCGCGCGUCAGGCCGUGAGCUGAGCUACGUCCUGCUCACAGGCAUCUUCCUCAUCUACUCCAUCACCUUCCUGAUGAUUGCCGAGCCCGGGGUGGGCAUCUGUGCCCUCCGCCGCCUCUUCCUGGGCUUGGGCAUGGCCAUCAGCUAUUCGGCGUUGCUGACCAAGACCAACCGCAUCUACCGCAUCUUCGAGCAGGGCAAGAAGUCCGUGACACCGCCCAAGUUCAUCAGCCCCACCUCACAGCUGGUCAUCACCUUCAGCCUCAUGUCUGUGCAAGUGGUGGCUGUGGUCAUCUGGCUGGGGGUGCAGCCCCCACACAGCAUCAUCGACUACGAGGAGCAGCGCACGCCCAACCCCGAAUCCGCCCAGGGGGUGCUCAAGUGUGACAUGUCGGACCUCUCCAUCAUCUGCUGCCUGAGCUACAGCAUUGUCUUGAUGGUCACCUGCACCGUCUAUGCCAUCAAGGCCCGUGGGGUGCCCGAGAACUUCAACGAGGCCAAGCCCAUCGGCUUCACCAUGUACACCACCUGCAUCGUCUGGCUGGCCUUCGUACCCAUCUUCUUCGGCACAGCGCAGUCAGCGGAGAAGAUCUACAUUCAGACUACGACACUGACCAUCUCCAUGAGCCUGAGCGCCUCCGUUUCCCUCGGCAUGCUCUAUGUGCCCAAGGUCUACGUCAUCAUCUUCCACCCAGAGCAGAACGUGCAAAAGCGCAAGCGCAGUUUCAAAGCAGCAGCCACGGCAGUCAACGCCUCCGCCAGACUCUCACAGAAAAGUGCCCAGAACGGCGAGAGCAAAGAUGAGAAGCCGGACAGCCUCCAUAAGGUGAUGUACAUCAGUUACACAGAACUGACCAUGGUACCCACAUGA